This is a messenger RNA of Sinocyclocheilus grahami, 1057 nucleotides long. Its product is annotated as zona pellucida sperm-binding protein 3-like. The transcript has 6 exons. Gene Ontology annotation, cellular component: extracellular matrix. Gene Ontology annotation, molecular function: acrosin binding. Gene Ontology annotation, biological process: egg coat formation; positive regulation of acrosome reaction; binding of sperm to zona pellucida. NCBI's taxonomy places the organism in Eukaryota, Metazoa, Chordata, Actinopteri, Cypriniformes, Cyprinidae. The coding region runs from base 16 to 1014 and encodes 332 amino acids. The record is from RefSeq and is a predicted model, not a curated record.
UCAACAUUUGUCAGGAUGGUCAUUUUGCAAGGUGUGUUAGUUUUGAUCGUGGCUUUUGAUCUGAAGAAUGCAUGGGGAAGUUUGAUACACAGUCAAAGUCCACACAGCAUGAAGCCACAGUCAGAUCCAGCUUCCAGAGGUCCUGGUUUUUCUUCUCAAGCAUUCUUGAACCCUUUGCAAAAGGCUUCUCAGUUUCAGAGUCUGGACUCCAGAGGAUUUGUGCAAGAGCCUCUUGGUUUUCAGGAGAAGCAGCUGUUGCAGGGUCCAAUCAAGCCUUUGGACUGGAGGUUUCCCAUUGUUCCAGAGGUGCAAAGCGAGUUGGUGGUGGAUUUCCAGUUGAGGCAACCUGUGACUCCCAGUAGUGUGGCUGUUCAAUACGUUGAGAACAGGAUUCUUGUGGAGGUAAAGAAGGAUUUGUUUAGCAAUGGUCAACUGAUCCAGCCAUCUCGUUUGUCUAUGGGAGGCUGCCCUGUUUUCGGUGAGGACUCUGCCUCUAGGGUGCUCCUCUUUGAAUAUGAACUACAGGACUGCAAUAGUGUGCUGAUGAUGACUGAGGAUGCGCUUGUCUACACUUUUACUCUUACCUACACUCCUGAGGCGUUUGCUGGAACUCAGAUUUCACAACAUUAUGGAGUUCUGUCGCUUAUCAGGUGCCUUGUGGAUGCUACGGCUUCCAGCUCCCGCUUCAUGCCUCGAACCCAGGAAGACCAGAUCCGGUUCCAGCUGGAGGCCUUCAUGUUCCAGGGAGGACACAGUCCUUCUAUCUACAUAACGUGUAUUGUGAAGGCCACUCUUGCUUCUGCACCCAGUGAUGCUCUCCGCAAAUCCUGUUCCUUUUCCAACGGGUGGCUUGCUGCUGAUGGGAACCACCAGGCUUGUGGUUGCUGUGACUCCACUUGUGGUCCUGAUGGUGGAAAUGCUGCUCCUUUUGGGGGCAUUCAGUGGGAAGGCAAGGCCUCACUCGGUCCUGUAAUGGUUCAAGAGCGACUGAAGACUUUCGAUGGUUUUCAGUAAACGGAAAAACCUAUAGCUGGUUUUCAAUAAAUGGAGAAAUGUA